AUGCGCUUCAUUAUCGUGACUUCGCUCCUCGCCGCUCUGGUUGCUGCCAAGAGCACCAACAAUGACUUCAACAACCCUGCCGGUGGUUAUACCUUCACUGCUGGUGAUUCUACUACCGUGACCUGGGACCACAAGUCUGGCAGCACCAUUUCCUUGCGUCUGCAGUCCGGCUCUGUCACCACCGCCACCUCCGGAACUGCCAUUGCCUCCAACAUCGACAACACCGGCUCCUUCACCUGGACCGUCCCCACCGACCUAGUCAAGGGCAAAGAAUACACCAUUGAAAUCAUCAAUGACGAGAACACCGACGACUACAACUUCCUCCCCUACUUCACCGUCGUCGGUGCCACCGGCUCGGCAUCCACUUCCACCGCUGCCCCAACAACCACCACCUCAGCCGAAUCCACCAGCACCACCGAGGCAUCAACUACCAGCACCACCGCCGAGGCCACCACCACCACUGAGGCCAGCACCACCACCGAUGCCACUACUACCACCACUUCCAAGGCUGCCAAGACCACCGCCACUACCCUGACCAAGGCUUCCAGCUCUGCUGCCACUACUGCUACCACUUCAUCCGAGACCCAGUCCAGCACUUCUGCUUCCAGCACCAGCGCCUCUUCUUCCGCUUCUGCUUCCUCAACCGCUGUGCCUAACGGUAACGGCGCUGGCGUUAACCGCGUUUCUGGCGCUAUGUUGGCCCUGGUUGCUGGUGCUAUUGCGAUGAUGUAA
Molecule: messenger RNA, 732 nt
Organism: Penicillium cosmopolitanum
Lineage: Eukaryota; Fungi; Ascomycota; Eurotiomycetes; Eurotiales; Aspergillaceae
Product: GPI anchored serine-threonine rich family protein
Exons: 2
Coding region: 1-732 (243 amino acids)
Source: RefSeq, a predicted model, not a curated record